CCGUCUCAUCCUCCUUAGCAGGUACCAGCAGGAGAGGCUGUUACCCAGGCACCAGUGCUCACUCCUGUCUGUCUCUCUCGCCAUCCCUGCUCUGUCUCUUACCUUCUACUGUGCCAUCUCUUCCCCCCCAUCUCUCUCUCGCUCUCGCCUUCCUCUCUGCUCUCCCUCCCCCUCUCACUAGAAUCCUCCUCCCUCCCGUCUCCUCACCUGGGUGUGUGCUCUCAGCUGUCUCGGCUGUCUCAGCUGCGGGUAUAGGAUGUCACGGAUAGAAUGAUGGGGAGGAUGCACGGCACGCUGUGAGGAAGGCCCAGAGCAUGGGGACCCAGGCAAGUGGAUCGGAAAGGAACAGCCCCUGAGCAGCAUGGAGCCCAGACAUGGAGCAGACUUGCCCAGCAGCGACAUGGGCAGGGAACGGGCACCAUCUCUACCCGGGGCACAGGGCACGGGGGCAAGAACAAGCCAACAGCUCUCACUUGCGAGUCCCAGGCACAAACCUUCAGCAGCCCCCCCUGACCCGACAGUGAGGUCCAACCAGAACCCUCUGGGACCUGUUCAGCACCAUCAUCCUUCAGAUGAGUCACGUGACCCUACAGUGAGGUCCAUUCAGGACUCUCCUGCCCCAAACCAACACCAUUCUUCUUCAGCGAGGUCCAUUCAGAACCCUCCUGCCCCAGACCAACACCAUUCUUCUUCAGCGAGGUCCAUUCAGAACCCUCCUGCCCCAGACCAACACCAUUCUUCUUCAGCGAGAUCCAUUCAGAACCCUCCUGCCCCAGACCAACACCAUUCUUCUUCAGCGAGGUCCAUUCAGAACCCUCCUGCCCCAGACCAACACCAUUCUUCUUCAGCGAGAUCCAUUCAGAACCCUCCUGCCCCAGACCAACACCAUUCUUCUUCAGCGAGAUCCAUUCAGAACCCUCCUGCCCCAGACCAACACCAUUCUUCUUCAGCGAGAUCCAUUCAGAACCCUCCUGCCCCAGACCAACACCAUUCUUCUUCAGCGAGAUCCAUUCAGAACCCUCCUGCCCCAGACCAACACCAUUCUUCUUCACUGAGAUCCAUUCAGAACCCUCCUGCCCCAGACCAACACCAUUCUUCUUCAGCGAGAUCCAUUCAGAACCCUCCUGCCCCAGACCAACACCAUUCUUCUUCACUGAGAUCCAUUCAGAACCCUCCUGCCCCAGACCAACACCAUUCUUCUUCAGCGAGAACCAUUCAGAAUCCUCCUGCCCCAGACCAACACCAUUCUUCUUCAGUGAGAACCAUUCAGAACCCUCCUGCCCCAGACCAACACCAUUCUUCUUCAGCGAGAUCCAUUCAGAACCCUUCUGCCCCAGACCAACACCAUUCAUCUUCAGUGAGAUCCAUUCAGAACCCUCCUGCCCCAGACCAACACCAUUCUUCUUCAGCGCGAUCCAUUCAGAACGCUCCUGCCCCAGACCAACACCAUUCUUCUUCAGUGAGAUCCAUUCAGAACCCUCCUGCCCCAGACCAACACCAUUCUUCUUCAGCGAGAUCCAUUCAGAACCCUCCUGCCCCAGACCAACACCAUUCUUCUUCAGCGAGAUCCAUUCAGAACUCUCCAGAUUUGGCACCCAACCAACACCCUCACUCCUCGGCACCCAGCAAGGAAAACUCAUCCAAUGAGAAGAUCCUUCCUGAAGUAGGGGCCACUGGUCAACAAGCCAUGGUCCCUGGACCUCCUCAGCAGGCAGCAUGUAGGCAGCACCUACCUUCUGGACAAAACCAGCCUCUGACCAAUGGAAACAGCCAGCCUGCUGCCCCAGUACCUGCUCAGCCUAUUACUCCAAGACUCUGCCAGCCUGCUGCCCCUGGGGUUAGGCAGCCCUUGGCCCUAGACAUUAAUCAGCCUUAUGACCGGCCACAUGGCAACUUACCCAUCAAAGGGGCAAAGCAGCUCUCAGCACCUUCUCCAGAACUGAACCCAGCUCCUGUCCCAGGGAAUAUCCAGCUUUUCGCUCCUGCCCCCCAGAAUAGUGAAGCUCUGGCUUUAGGACCUACUCAGUCUUUUGCUUUACAUGAAAGUCAGCCACCAGCCUAUGAAAUCAGUCAACAUGUUGCCCCAAAAUCUAUUGGAUACAACCAUCCUUAUACCCCAGGGUAUGAUCGGUCUUCUGCCCAAGUGUCUGGCCAGACUUAUACUCAAGGACUCAGGAAAACUGCCCAGGGACUAGACCAAGAAGCCAACCAGCCUUCUCCUGCCCAAGAAGCCAACCAGCCUUCUCCUGCCCAAGAAGCCAACCAGCCUUCUUUCAAAAGACUCAGUCCAUCUCUCACCCAAGAACUUAGCCAGCCUACUGCUCAAGUACCCAGUCAGCAUACUGUCCAAGUACCCAGCCAUUCUCCUGCCCAAGUACCCAGCCAUUCUCCUGCCCAAGUACCCAGCCAUUCUCCUGCCCAAGUACCCAGCCAUUCUCCUGCCCAAGUACCCAGCCAUUCUCCUGCCCAAGUAUCCAGUCAGUUUUCUACCCAAGGACUCAACCAAUCUCCUGUCCAAAUAUCGAGGAAGGCUUCCGCCCAAGGACUCAACCAGCAUUCUGCCCCUUUAUCCAGCUUGCCUUCCGAUCAAAUGCCCAGUUGGCCCCAUGCUUCUGUCCAUGGACUCAGCCAACCUUCUCCCCAUGGCCCCUCUCAGUUUUGUGCUCAAGGACCCAGUCCCUCUUCUGAGGGGUCAAUCCAGGCUCCUGUGCAACUGCUCAACCAGCCUCCUGUUCAGGGGCUGAGCCAGUGUCCCAGUCAAGUACCCAGCCAUUCUCCUGCCCAAGUAGCCAGCCAUUCUCCUUCCCAAGUACCCAGCCAUUCUCCUGCCCAAGUACCCAGCCAUUCUCCUGCCCAAGUACCCAGCCAUUCUCCUGCCCAAGUACCAAGCCAUUGUGCUUUGGAAGGCCCCAAACCAUCCCCUGUCCCAGGCGCCAACCAGCCAAUUUACCCAAGCGUCAUAAAGUCUCCUACUCAAGCACCCAAUCAUCAGCCCAAUACUCAUGGGAACAGCCAGUCUCCUGCUCUAGAAUCUAUUCAGUCUCCUGCUCUAGUACCCAGCAAGUCUUCUGCUCUAGCAUCUAGCCAGUCUAAUGCUCUAGUACCCAGCCAGUCUUCUGCUUUAGUACCUAGUCAGUCUUCUGCUCUAGCAUCCAGAAAGUCUCCUGCUCUAGUACCUAGCCAGUCUCCUGCUCUAUCAUCCAACCAGUCUCUUGUUCUAGUACCCAGCCAGUCUCCUGCUCUAGUACCCACCCAAUAUUCUGCACUAGGAUCCAGCCAGUCUCCUGCUCUAGCACCCAGCCAGUCUCCUACUGUAGCAUGUAGCCAGUCUCCUGCUCUAGUACCUAGCCAGUCUCCUGCUCUAGUACCUAGCCAGUCUCCUGCUCUAGCACCCAGCCAGUCUCCUACUGUAGCAUGUAGCCAGUCUCCUGCUCUAGCACCCUGCCAGUCUCCUUCUGUAGUACCCAGCCAAUCUUCUGCUCUGGCAUCUAGCCAAUCUCCUGCUCUAGCACCCAGCCAAUCUCCUGCUCUAGCACCCAGCCAAUCUCCUGCUCUAGUACCCACCCAGCCUGCUGCUGUAAUAUCUAGUGAGUCUCCUGCCCAAGGCCCCAGUCAAUCUCCUUUUCAAGGUUCCUGCCACGUUCCUACCCAAGGAUCCAUCCAGUCUCCUGCCCAGGAACCAAGCCAGUCUCCUGCUAAAGUACCCAGUCAGUGCCCUCUCCAUGUGCCCAGUCAGUGCCCUGUGCGAGUUCCCACUCAGGCUACUGCCCAAGAUUCCUGCCCAUUGACUGCCCAAGCACCCAGUCAAUCUCCUGCCCAAAUAUCCAGCCACUCCCCUGCCCAAAUAUCCAGCCAAUCACCUGCCCAGGAACUCAGUUCCCUCAUCCCUAAACUAGAGGGCUCGGAACAGACUGAGGUGGGGGACCCAGGAGGCUUCAUUCAGCGCCAGUUUGGGGCCCUCCUGCAGCCGGCAGUGAACAAGUUCUCUCUGCGCAUGUUUGGAAGCCAUAAGGCUGUAGAGAUUGAACAGCAAAGGGUUAAAUCAGCCGGAUCUUGGAUUAUUCACCCUUACAGCGACUUCAGGUUCUACUGGGACCUGAUCAUGCUUCUCCUCAUGGUGGCCAACCUGAUUAUCCUUCCUGUGGGAAUCACCUUUUUCAAGGAUGAGAACACCCCUCCGUGGAUCGUGUUCAACGUUCUGUCGGACACUUUCUUCCUGGCUGACCUGGUGCUGAAUUUCCGUACUGGGAUAGUGGUGGAGGACAACACAGAGAUUAUUUUGGACCCUCACACCAUCAAGAUGAAGUAUCUCAAGAGCUGGUUUCUGGUGGAUUUCGUGUCCUCUAUCCCAGUGGAUUAUAUUUUUCUCAUAGUGGAUUUAGAGACAAAUGUAGACACAGAGGUUUACAAGACGGCUCGAGCCCUACGGAUCGUGAGGUUCACUAAGAUUCUCAGCCUCCUUAGACUCCUGCGUCUUUCUCGGCUGAUUCGCUACAUCCACCAGUGGGAGGAGAUCUUCCACAUGACGUACGACCUGGCCAGCGCGGUGGUGCGGAUCUUCAACCUGAUUGGAAUGAUGCUCUUGCUGUGCCACUGGGACGGUUGCCUGCAGUUCCUGGUGCCGAUGCUGCAGGAUUUCCCAGAGGACUGUUGGGUCUCCAUCAACCACAUGGCAAAUGAGUCCUGGGGAAAGCAAUACUCUCAUGCUAUAUUCAAGGCCAUGAGUCACAUGCUGUGCAUUGGGUAUGGCCAACAGGCGCCCGAAGGAAUGACCGACGUUUGGCUCACCAUGCUCAGUAUGAUCGUUGGGGCAACAUGCUACGCCAUGUUUAUCGGCCAUGCCACAGCGCUCAUACAAUCUCUGGAUUCUUCUCGACGGCAGUACCAGGAGAAGUACAAACAAGUGGAGCAGUACAUGUCCUUCCAUAAGCUCCCCCCCGACACGCGGCAGAGGAUCCAUGAGUAUUACGAGCAUCGCUACCAGGGGAAGAUGUUUGAUGAGGAAAACAUCCUGGGGGAGCUGAGUGAACCCCUGAAAGAAGAGAUUGUCAACUUCAACUGCCGGAACCUUGUUGCAAACAUGCCCCUCUUCGCCAACGCAGACCCCAAUUUUGUGACGGCCAUGUUAACCAAGCUGCGCUUCGAGGUCUUCCAGCCUGGGGAUUACAUCAUACGUGAGGGCACUGUGGGUAAAAAGAUGUAUUUCAUACAACAUGGAGUGGUCAGCAUUCUCACCAGGGGCAGCAAAGAGACCAAACUAUCUGACGGCUCCUACUUUGGAGAGAUCUGCCUACUGACGCGGGGGCGCCGGACGGCGAGUGUGAGAGCAGACACCUACUGCCGCUUGUACUCGCUCUCUGUGGAUAAUUUCAACGAGGUCCUAGAGGAAUAUCCCAUGAUGAGGCGCGCUUUCGAAACCGUGGCCAUGGAUCGCCUAGACAGGAUCGGCAAGAAGAACUCCAUCCUUUUACGUAAGAGGGCAGAGAACAGCUCGGGAUCAGUGAACAACGAGAUCAUUCAGCAGAUAGUGAAGCACGACCGGGACACGGCUCACAAUAUCCAGGAUAUUCAGUGCUUGGCGGCCACACGGGACCCCAACAAGCCUUUUAUUUGGGAGCCUCUUGUUCACGCUCCACUACAAACCGCAGCCGCCACCACCAACGUGGCCAUCGCUCUGACUCACCAACAGAACCUUCAAGCCAAUGUGUUUUUGCCACCAUUGUCGCUCCCAGAGACAGCCUACGUGAGUCGCCAAGCCAGGCGGUCUCAGCCCAGCCUACGAGGGUCCCAUCCCUCCUCUGUCAGUUCUCCAUCAGGCACUCAGUCUCACCUGCAAACCCCACUUGGAAUUUCUCCAUCUUCCCCUUCUGGGGUCCAGAAACAGAGCAUCAAUGGUCAGUGUCCUCAAAUUCCCAUACGGCUGAGCCAAUCACAGAGAGGGGAACCCCAAACUGCGGCCAAGCCACCUAUUCUCCCAUCGCAGGUGCAGUUGUCUCGUUCACGGGGAACGUCGGCAUCCACCUCGGUUCUGCAGCAGGGCAUGGGGCCCGCCGGCUCCCCUGUGGUCCCAGGAUCACUUUCUGGUAGGACUCUGCACUACAGCUUAUCUAGAGCCAGCGGCUCCCACAUUUCCCUGCUGAUGCAGCAGGCAGCCAGUUCCCCCCAGCAGUUGGUGAAAUACAGGAGCAUACAGGGACUUCCUAUUGGAAGACUUUCACAAGAUGUCCGACUCAUGUCAGCUUCUCAGCCUUCUUUGCCCAACAAGGUCACCCACCAGCAGGAUGGUUCUAUGCUCCAGAUUGCCAGUAAUAAAUCCUCCCCCACUGUAUCGGCAAUGUUAGUCAGGCCAUCCUUGCCAUCGCCCUCAGCUCACCCACAGCAGCAGCCUUCAGGGCCCCUGGUCUUUUCUGGACGACCAGUCAGUGGCUCAGCUACUCCACAGUCCCCUGUAUCUGCCCCAAGGCCGGCUGGGCAAUCACGCAAGGGCUCUGUCGUGUUUAGCUCAGAUGUGGAAGUCAAUAAACCAAAAUUACCAUCCAAUAUGUGAGAUGAGACCCGAACCAGGCAGGAAAUAAAAUCAGGUGUAUUCCCGUGUAGGACCUAACCUAAACAUUCCCUAUCUCGAAGCAGGAAAUUCUACAUACGGACACAACCAGAGGUGGCGUGGGUCGUGGUUUCAUACUAUAGGUGCUUAUGGGAAUGGCACCAUGGUGUCCACCCCAAGCAAACCCAUUGGGUCUAGUUCUGCAGGUUCAGGAGUGCAUCUUAUUAUAAUCUGAUGUCCGUUGUGUUUCUGGAGGUUGAAAUUCCAAUGGAAGAGUAACCAAAGAUGGCCUACAAUGUCUUCUAACCCAACCACAGCACAAAGGAGCACUAGCUGGGAGGCACCGAGUAUAAGACAACCAGCAAAGAUAAAGCUCUUUGGAAUGGAGAGGUUUCCCAAGGGAUGAGAUCAAACCAAUGUACGUUAAUUACACCAUUAUGUCUAGUAGCAAAAAGACCUUCUGUCCAAUAAAUGAUAAGGUUGGAACCCCAGGAGAGGGUGCGGAAAGGAAGAUCCAGGAUUGGCCGCCAGUACCAUCACGCAAUCAGUGGAGGAACCAUUAGUCAUGAAUGGCUGGCAGUACCAGCACUAUAGAGAGGCUGUAAGAGCCGUAGCCUGGGAGACGUAAGCAAAACAAUCACAAAUGGCUGUAGAACCACCACUCUAUUGGCCACUGUGGCCGUCUAUCAAGCACGCUGGUAGAGUCAUCUUGCAGAAGUGGUUGGGAGAACCAUUAGCCAGAAGAGGGGAGGGGCAAGGGCUGAGCUACUAAAAGUAAUUUGUGCCAAGAUGGAUUUAUAAUACCAAGUCGGAUGAGAUGGAUAUUCCCAAUAGUGUACCCUUACCCUAUCCACCACCGAGCCUUCCUUGGGUGCAGCCGGUAUUCCUCUGAUAGCGGAGAUAUUUCUGUUAUAAAUUAAUUGUUCUGAUUAGUGAUUUUCCUUGAUCAUUUUGUGCAAUAAACAAACAGAUAGAGAAUGAGCAACAAGUAGCGAAGACACCCAACCCAACCCAACCUCUCCAUAUCAUACAGUCCAAACGGCUCUUGUGAUGUCUUCCUGGGGCUCCUAUUUCCAAGGAAGGAUUGGGAUAGGCUGGCCCUCUCACCUGUAACUCCCCGCCAAGCACUAUCCACUCCCAGAUUUGCCCCCUGUGCAGGUCCCCUACCCAUAGGCCCCCUCUGUACCCCCUGCUCUUGCCCACACCGUCCUUCUCAUCACCAAGUCCCCGCCCCACAGUACACACAAUCUGGGGGAGCUUUCUGGCUUUCCUGUGUUGAGUUCUCUGUCCUAAGCGUCUUGAUUUCCAAAAGGAGCAUUUGAAUCAAAAUGUUCUUCAGUCAAACUCCUAUUCCUCUAGAGGUUCCACCAGGAAUCCUACGUUGGCUUUCUUUGCACCCCCAGACUCUGCUUGGUCUCCCCAUGAACUUUCAGUUCCUUUUUCCUUGAUGACAACAUUGUCUUGGGUCUCCCAACUCCUACCCAGCUUACACCAUUCCCGCCUAUGCCUCUAUGUUCGCUUCCAGGUUCUCCUUGAGCUUUCCUGGCUGGACUCUCUUCAUGUUGGCCUUGUGGGCCAGAGAGUCGUUGGUUUUUCAUGAGUCCUUCCAUUCUUACAAUUGCAGGUCUCGCCAUGCCUGGAGCCACACUCCAUGAAAGCGCAUCAGAAUAUAGUCAGCUUCCAGACGAGGCGGCCUCUCCUCACUCCAUCAAACAUUCAGCCUACCAGAGACCUUCUAUGGUGGCAACAUAAACCUCUCCUUGACUAGGCGUCAUUAAACCCCUCUAAACCCAAGCCCCUCUCCCUAUACUCAGAGCCAACAUAUGGACGGUUGGAUAAAGAACGUCCCAAGCUGAGAAUCCAUACUGGGAGCAAGGCACAAAGUCAGCACGGGAAUGGAAUCUGCACAGAGGGGGGGGGGGGGAUCUGUAAUAGUAGCUUCCACAUUGGUCGUAGCUGUUACUAUGGAAAUGAGAACCCCACCUUCUCAUUAGGUAAAUGCUAUAGUAUUUAUCAGUAUUAUGACACAGGGGGUGGAUAUAACCCUAGAGUGCUAGUCUCACAUACCCGGGGUGACUCCCCAGGGGCAUUAUUCCUUAACUGCUUUACUAUAUACCCCCCCCCAGACUGACUACUAAACUGCACCCCAUCAAACCAGCAACAUGAAACCCACUUUGCACAUUAUAAAGACCCCCUAGUCAUACUGCCCAGUUUAACCCAAAUGGUGCCAUUCUCCGAUAGGUACAGUCUGGUCCAGUUACUGGUGGUACCACAGAACACAGCGCCUCCUGGUACUGAGCCAGAGAGCUGACAUCCCGCACUAACAUAACAGAGAGCUUGGGAGCUCCCACUAGCAUUAGAGCAAAAGCUCCAGGGCUCCAUAUUGUGGGAAUGGGAGGAAGGGGGUAACAGAAUGCUGCAGGGGAGGCAGCGAGUUAUACAUAGGGGGGUGCAGGGCUGGCAGUGUACUCUGUAGGGUAGAGAGAAAGUAGACAAAUUGCAGGAACAUCAACUUUUCUUUUUAUAACUUGUGAUGUAAAUAUAAUUAGUCUGAGCCUAAAUGUGUAAAUAAAGAGAAGUUGAACAGUG
Xenopus tropicalis (tropical clawed frog) is the source of this 9133-nucleotide messenger RNA. It is a transcript of the gene hcn3, whose product is annotated as hyperpolarization activated cyclic nucleotide gated potassium channel 3. The coding region runs from base 362 to 6547 and encodes 2061 amino acids. The transcript is spliced from 8 exons. Lineage: Eukaryota; Metazoa; Chordata; Amphibia; Anura; Pipidae. The record is from RefSeq and is a predicted model, not a curated record.